AACAUGGUCUCCUUUUUAUGCCACAGAACCUGGCAUUUUAACAGUGGUGUUAGUCCGGUGCAUUCAGGGGCUGGAAAAUUAGGCCGAUAUUUGUGAUUUUUUAAAUAACCAAGGAGGCAUAUCUGUGAGCAGCCCUGUGUGGCUGUGAUUGUAGGGCACAAGAAACGUGUGAAACACAUGACACUACAAGCUUGUCCCAAUCAAACAGCUGCAAGCCAACCUUAGAGGAUUGUCAGCAAUGCAACAGUCUCUUUGGGUGCUGCAAACCUUCAGUCAGCUGUGGCUUGGAUGGCUCAGACAGACAAAAAGGUGCUGGUCCUGGGAGCGCUGGCCGGAGUGGCCGGCAUCGGCCUGGCUGUAGUGUGUUACCGUGGUUUGAGUUUUAAGCGAAGAGUGUCCUGGUCGGGAUUCUACCAUAACCGCACCAAUGAACAGGGAUCCGGCCUCAUGUUGGUGGACGGUCCUGAACUUCCCAGGGGCCAGGCAGAGGUACUGGAGCGCCUCGAGGCCCUGAUCCAGUGUGUAUCCGAGCUCAAAGAAGAGAUGAAGGCAUUGAAGACUGCUCUCCCUGCUCUGCCGGACCAAGUCAGGGAGGAACUGAAGGGUCACAGUGAGGCGCGGCGACUUGGUGCUGUUCAGAGGACCACAGCUACGAGGAGGAAAAGAGCAGCAGGCACCGUCACCACUACAGAGGGACAGAGCUCAGAGGACGCAGAGAGCGAGGGAGGGUACAUGACUGCGCUGACAGACUCCGAGGAAGACGAAAGUGAUGAAGAAGAAAGGGCUGAAGAGCAAACUCAAGACGGUUUAUCCAUCCUCCUCGACAGAAUUGACCGCUUACGCCAGGGCAGCGAGUCGGACAAAAGGGAAAGUCUGAACAUCCUUUUGGAGCAAAGAGAUGAGUUUGGACAGAAGUCAGAGUUUCUUUGGCGGCUAACCCGAGCUUACUGUGACGUUCACGAUGUCAGCAUCACUCAGGAGGAGAAGAAGACCUAUGCAGAAAAUGGUAAAGAAGUUGGUAAAGAGGCCAUAAGAGUCAAUCCCAAGUGUGCUGAAAGUCAUAAGUGGUACGCUGUUAUGUGUGGGAUCAUGGCAGAAUAUGACACAAUACAAAACAAGAUAAAGAACGGUUAUAUCUUUAAGGAUCAUCUGGAUAAAGCCAUUGAGCUGAAGCCGCAGGACCCCCUGUCCUACUACCUGCUGGGCCGCUGGUGCUAUGCUGUUGCUCAGUUGUCAUGGAUUGAGAGAAAAGUUGCUGCAACACUCUUUGGAGAACCUCCAAGCGCCACGGUUGAAGACGCUCUGAAGAAUUUCCUGAAGGUUGAAGAGAUUCAUCCCGCUUACUCAAAACUGAACUAUGUGUUCCUGGCUAAGUGUUAUAAAGCUUUGGGGCAGACAGAUAAGGCCAUGAAGAUGUGUGUAGCAGCCUCUUCAAUGAACACCGUCUCCAAAGAGGAUGAAGAAGCACAGAGGGAGCUGGAUUUACUCUGCCCGGCACUCGGAGUGUGAACAUGUUGAGGAAUCAUUCUGAAGUUGAUCUUACACCCGCUCUAUAAAUAAGCUUUAGACAGUUGGGCACUUCGAUGAAACAUAAACCUCUGGUGUGAAAGGUCUGGGGCUGGUGGUACAUGCAUGAAAUCACCUUCAGUUUCCACCUGUGCUCAGAGUAACAGGUGAGAAGCAGUCCACACAGUUUGAGCCAAAUCUAACCGUUUACAGGCAGUAGUAACAGGUAUCAACAAGGCUUUUCCCUGGAAACAAAAAUGAAUCUGAACGCUCCUGUUGGACUGCAGUUGGCGUUAGUCCUGUCACUCAAAUCAGGAGUGAGCUGAAGCCAAUCCUCACCUGGACAUGUGGUGAAACAAAAUAAACCUUUCUCACAUUAAAAAGUCAUCCGUAACAGGAUCACAGCACUGAACCAGAGACACACCGAGCCAGUUGUACUAACAAGUCUCUCUCUAUUUAAAUCUUCCUAAAGGUUGCACCAAAUGUGGAUACUUUAUAAAGAAUCAUUCAGCCUGCAUUGUGCUUACCUCUGCUGACUGUUGCAGCUCUGUAGCUCCCUUUGGCAAGCUUACUUUGGCAUUAAACACUGUGUUUUUAUCAUUCAAAAGCAGUGAAUGUGCCGGUAUAAGAUUCUCACACUAAUUCAACCGGUCUUCAUUCAAAGAGCACUUUUCUUUCACAUGGCAACACAAUGUGCCUGAGCUGAGCUAAGCAGGGCCUGCAUUCGGCUGCUUAUCAGACUAUUUAUAACAACAUUAAUGAUGGCUGGGAUUCCUUUAGUUUCCAUCCCUGGGAAAAAUGUAGCUUCCUUCUUUCAGGCUGCAGACUGGCAGUGCUCAGCAAUGUAUGCAGGUUGGGCAGCACUGUCUAUGCAUCUUAUUAGAAAGGACUUUCAAUUGCAUGAGCAGUGGAACAAAGAUCAUGCAUAUAAAGCUUCCUGCUUUAUGCUUGUUAAAGUUGUUUAAGAGCUUCGCCCGAGAAUACAACAGAUGGACGGUCAAACAUGUUCAGGAAGAGAUGCUGUAAUGACUUAGCUUAGACUCUAAUGACUGUUAUUAUAGAACCAGUUAGAAAGUUCUCCUCGCUCCAGCCCAUGUCCAGAACUGGAACCACCUUAUUGAAAAAUGAGAAUGCUUAAGAGAUACUAUUUACUACGUUAAAAAUAUUCAAUCCACAGUGAAGCAGAUGACUAUUUCCCCUCGGGGAUCAAUAAAGUAUCUUUGAAUUGAAUUAAUGAUUGUCCUGAAGUGUUGAGCAUCUGACAACAAUACAAAUAUGAACCUGGUACUCAUCCUACUGGAAAAGGAAAUGGACUUGAUAAACAUAGUGGACAAACACCAGCAAGUGAAAUGGCUCCCCAAAUCCUCACUGCCUGUGCAAACUUCACACUGGACCUGAAACAACUCGGAUUUGGCCUAUUUUGCCCAUGUCCUGUAUGCGUCUCUGUGGGGUUGCUCUUGGAGCUCUGUUUCUAGCUGCGGUCUAUGUCUUGUGAAUUUUCCCCAGACUCUUAAAUGAGUUUUUCUUCACAAAUCUAUCAAUGAUGCAUUUUAAGGGUUGCUUUUAGGCGUUAUUCUCCCAUAGGUUUUUCUUCCACUAAACUUUCCAUUAUUGUGCAUGUAUACAGUUUCUUUAGCUGUGACUUUUCUGGCCAACCCUCCUCUUGAAGGCUGUUCGUGACUGUCUGCUGGAAAACUGUCUAGUCAGCAGUUUUUCCUAUGGUUACAUUGCCCAUAACAAACCAUUUCUGUAUUAAAACUCUUUUGUUUCAAUGGUCUUAGUCAUGUUAAAAUUUUAUUUGAAACAAAAUUUCGUGUUUUCAUUAGCUAUAAGCCAUAUCAUCAGAAUGAUGGUAUGGUUUGGCAUCCGUCCUUUGGACAUAUUCCUCUGUGACCUCCCUUUUUUGUUUUUUUUAGCAUCAGAACAUAAAACGUCCAACGGCUCUGGGUGCAGCGAUGUCUUAACUCUGCACCUUUUUAACCUCAAUCUACCUUGAAUUCUCAUUCUGAAAGCCACACACCUGAGUUAAAGUGAACUCUCUCAUGUUCUCCAGCCACUUAGAAACUGAAAUUACUUCAUCUUUAUGGAGGUGGCGGUUAAGGAUGGGGAAAAACUGUCCUAGGAUCUGUGGGAAAAAACAUCUGUGAAUCAUCUGAUUUACAUAUUUUUUCUUGAAGCAAACAUGAAGUCAAGCAUUCUUCAAUCUAUUGUUCUUAAAGAGUUUUUUUUUUUUUAAUGUUCUCAAUCAUUAGGAUGUUUUUAUUUUCAUAUAAAGAUGAAGAUCAUUACACUACAUUGUAUGGAUAAAGUUUGAAAUGAUGCUGCUUUGAAAGUCAGCUAAGCUGUAGCUUACAGGUAAUGUAAAGAAGGUGUUACAAAAACUUAAUUUUCAGGGUAUUUCGUUGUGGCGAAGGAAAAUAACUUGUUGGUGGUUUGUUGCUCCUGUUAAUUUGAAUGUAUGUUUGAAUGUUUCAUCUUUCUCCUGAUAUUAUUCAUUCCUGAAUGUUGUCUUUAUAUUUAAUCUCAGUCUGAUGCACAGUAGAUCUACGGCACCCCCCAGACAUCUUGGCACCCCCAGCUAACCUAUAAAACAGAUUAUUAAGAAUUCAUAUUUGGGCGAUAGAUGUGGAAGAACUACAUCUAUCGCCCAGGCCCAUAGAAUGACAGAUCCUGCACCGUACUUUACAGUAAGCAUGAAAUGUGUUUCCACAUAUUCAUCUUUUGUUUCACGCAAACUCUACCUGGAGCCUGUGCUGCAGAAAAGCUCCAAAACCUUAGUUUCAUCUGACCAAAGCACACAGGUCCAGUUAAAUUCGUAGCAGCAUCUGGGAAACUCCAUACCUUUUUGUUAGUGAUGGUGGACCAAAAAAGGAUUUUCUUGGGAGUUUUUACAUGUAUAUAGAUGGCAACUAAUGGUUGUUGGCAAAUUAAACCUGGAACUUUACCCUGUCUUGUUUCUCGCUGAUCCAGUUGUUUUAAGCGUUUUAAUUAUGGUUCAGAUGAAAGAUUUUGUCAAAUUUAGGUGAGCAGCCUUUUUAUGACCUAACUGAAUGGCCUGCUCUCUUGUCUUUCCCAUUUUGAAGGGUGAACAAUAGAAAUGUGCUUCUGAUUGUGCUACAGAUUACUGAUUAAAAGAUCGUAAACGUAUCAACUUAACACAUGCAUUUAAAUAAAUUAAGGAUUGCUUAAAUAAAUUCUCAGCAUUAUAAUAAUGCUAUAAUUACUGAUUACAUUUAUUUAAAUGUAUUAUUUCUAAACAAUAAAAUACUAAAUAUUGCAUAAUAAAAAGCUUUUUAUUAAUAUUAUGUUUUGUUUAUGUUAUUGUUUAUAUAUAUAAAUAUAUAUAUGUAUUUUCUAGACAGAGGGUUUUUUCUACACUACAAAAAUAUUCACAAACUGAAGUUAAACUUUUACCCAUAUUUUUUUACUACUUAAUUAUGCAACUGUAAUAAAACCCUAAUUUAAUUUUGAAGCUCUUUUUCAGGGGUGCCAGUAUGCGCGGAGAGCGUUCGGUCAAUCAUGCAUAUCCUUUCAAAGCUUUUUUUCUACGUGUGUUUUUUUAUUAUGUAAAUAAAAAUUUCAGGAGCUGAAUUUUUUUUUUGUCACAUAUCAGAUUUUAUUUUACUAUUUAAAUGUCUAUGAAUGAUUCCGAGUGAAAUUUUAUUCAGUUAUGUCAAGACUGAUUGAGAUGAAACUGCAGCUUAAUGCGGUGUGUACUGAAAGGUUUACAGUACUGGAAUGUUUAAGUAAAUCUAUGAAAUACUGACUGGAGGUAUAAUUUACCUGCCUUGUUUGUGUUCUCAAGUUUUAUUGCUGUUUAUAAGAAAUCACCUCUGGCAACAUGUUGUAUAAUCUCCAACGUAUAAUUAAAGCACACUGUGAUUGUUUUUAAUAUUAAA
Girardinichthys multiradiatus is the source of this 5405-nucleotide messenger RNA. Its product is annotated as regulator of microtubule dynamics protein 2. Gene Ontology annotation, cellular component: spindle microtubule; mitotic spindle pole; cytoplasm. Gene Ontology annotation, molecular function: microtubule binding. The coding region runs from base 289 to 1509 and encodes 406 amino acids. Lineage: Eukaryota; Metazoa; Chordata; Actinopteri; Cyprinodontiformes; Goodeidae. The transcript is spliced from 12 exons. The record is from RefSeq and is a predicted model, not a curated record.